This is a messenger RNA of Chelonia mydas (Green sea turtle), 4205 nucleotides long. It is a transcript of the gene SMAP1, whose product is annotated as small ArfGAP 1. Gene Ontology annotation, biological process: regulation of clathrin-dependent endocytosis. The transcript is spliced from 11 exons. Bases 481 to 1899 code for a protein of 472 amino acids. NCBI's taxonomy places the organism in Eukaryota, Metazoa, Chordata, Testudines, Cheloniidae. Gene Ontology annotation, molecular function: metal ion binding; GTPase activator activity. The record is from RefSeq and is a predicted model, not a curated record.
CUCAGCGCCGCCCCUCGCCGCUGCGGCUGUCGCUGCAGGUAGCCGGCACCCGGCGCAGUCAGCGAAAGAGGCUCGAGCCAGGCCCCGCCCCCGCCGUCACAGAGGUGCGUCCGGAUCUUGGUUAGGCGUUCACCUGUGGGCGGAUGGAUACGUGCGAUGGUUUGCACUCCACCUCUAAUUUAAACACACUGGGGGAUCUUUUUGAUCUCAGUUAAAUCGGUGAGGCUGCGAGCGGCGCGGGAAGGCCAUCAGGCAAUCUCAUGGUGCAGGAGCUCCUGGACUCUAUUGUUCCAAACCGGGGACUAUUUUCUUAUGCUGGGUUGGACGCGUUACUCGGCCGGGAAGGCUUGAAGGCGGAUGUAGCUGCAAGUAGUUCCGGUUGAGGAAGUCUCUCUGCAGCCGGCUGCCGGUGCCCGGUUGCGGGAAGGUUGGAGCGGAGCCGGUCUUCGCUCUGCGAGCGCGUCGGGAUUCGCCGCCGCCAUGUCGACCCGCUCGUGCCGGGAGAAGGCGCAGAAGCAGAACGAGCAGCACCAGGCCAUCCUGGCCAAGCUGCUGCGGGAGGAGGACAACAAGUACUGCGCCGACUGCGAGGCCAAGGGUCCAAGAUGGGCUUCUUGGAACACGGGUGUCUUUAUUUGCAUCAGAUGUGCUGGAAUACAUCGAAAUCUUGGGGUUCAUAUAUCAAGGGUAAAGUCUGUCAAUUUAGACCAAUGGACACCAGAACAAAUACAGUGCAUGCAGGAUAUGGGAAAUACGAAAGCAAGGAUACUCUAUGAAGCUAAUCUACCAGAGAACUUCCGAAGACCACAAACAGAUCAAGCUGUAGAAUUUUUCAUCAGGGAUAAAUAUGAAAAGAAGAAGUACUAUGACAGAAAUGCAAUCAGUGUCACCAGUAUGUCCUCCUCUGAUGCUGUUCUGCCUUUGGCACCUUCUCCUUCUCUGCAAGCUGCUGCCGAGAAGAGCAAAUUGGAGAAGGAAAAGGAGAAAAAAAAAGAUGAGAAGAAGAGAGAGAGGGAAUCAGAAAAACCAUUGAAACCCUUAACCAGUGAAAAGCCUCAGAAGAAAGAGGAUCAGCAAUUAGAGCCUAAAGCAAGUCCGAAAAAAACACCAGAACCUACUAUUGAUCUUUUAGGACUCGAUGGUCCUCCUGAAGCACCUGUUACAAAUGGAAGCACCACUACUGUAACAACACUGAACGAUGACUUGGAUAUCUUUGGCCCAAUGAUCUCUAAUCCUUUGCCAGCAGCUUCUGUAUCUCCUGCUCAGAGCACUUCCACUAAACCAACAGCUGCCACCUUAUCUGCUGCAUCUGGGGAUCUUGAUCUGUUCACUGAGCAAACAACAAAAUCAGAAGAGUCAGCAAAGAAACAACUCUCCAAAGACUCCAUCUUAUCACUGUAUGGCACUGGGACCAUGCAGCAGCAAAAUGCUCCAGGUAUGUUCAUGGGAUCUUCUUCCAUGCCAUUUACCACACAACCAUCAACUCAUUUUCAAGGUUUUCCACCUAUGGGAGUACCUGUGCCUGCAGCUGCUGGAAUGAUGGGAAAUAUGAUGGGACAAUCAGUGCCUGUCAUAGGACAGAACACAGGUAUGAUGGUGGGCAUGGGAAUGCCCAAUGGUUUCACUGGCACUACACAAACUGGUGUGAUGGGACUUCCUCAAAAUGUCGUUGGACCCCAAGGAGGAAUGGUGGGACAAAUGGUUACUGCACAAAAUAAAUAUGGCAUGCAACAAAAUCAACAAGCUCAAUGGAACAUCUCUCAGAUGAAUCAGCAAAUGGCUGGCAUGAAUCUCAAUAGUUCCAGCAAUGUGAUGGGCUUUGGCCAGCCCCCCAAUACAGUGGCAGGAUGGACAGGAAGCUCUUCGGGUCAGACUCUCAGCACACAACUGUGGAAAUGAAAAUUGCAACAGAAGUUUCAUGCAGAACAGUCACUUGACAUUCCUUGCUCAAAAGCAUUUAUUCUUUUUCUUUUCUCCCAGUUGUUCACAUUAAGAAGUUAUCUAACUGACCGUGUUGUGGUCUGUAUUGAUUUAAAUUUGAUGUGGUGGAAAGCAGAUUGAAAAUACAUUUAUAAUCAUUGGCAGCUCUUUCAUAUUCCAGUACAUAUGAUUUCAUAAACCAUAUCAAGAAGCUGCUUUACCAAUUGCAUACUCAAUUUUUUUUCUCAAAAUUAUAGAUCAAACGUUUGCAUAUAAGGGACGUAGCUAUCAUGUUAGUAAUAUCUCUAAAUAUAUAAACCUUGCCCCCCAAAUUACCCAGUAAUCCUUGUAGAAGGUACUGUAUGAACCAAAUGUUUAAUCAUAUAAAUAGAAUGUAAAUGUAUCACUGAACAAUGUUUUUAAUGUAUCAAACAUACUGUGUUUUAUCAUUCAUUUCACUGUGAUGUUACUAUGGUGUGCUUAACAGGGAACAUGGUUAGUGAAAGCAAGAUAAACCUGGAUAUUACUGUAGUUCCACACAUUUUUAGUUUAUUGUUUUAAAACAUGAAUAUUUGAUCCAUUUGAGUUUCCUGUGACAAAACAUGCAAUUUGGCUCCAUACGUGUAUACAUAGUGCUAAUAUAAAGAACUUAUUGCACAAUAUGCAUACAGGGUAACUCAUCACAUACGGAUACUUUUUGUCCUUGCAGAUAUAUCCAGGUUUGACGGUAAUUGUGUUUACAUUUUAUGGUGCCUCGUAUUGAUAAAAUGUUAUUUCCCUAUAUUAAAAAGAUAAAGCCAUAAACCAUUGUGUGGUUUUUAUUUCAUACUGUAUGAUUUACCUUGUCACUGUGACUUCAAGAAAGUUGUUUAAUACAAGAAAAACGCUUUUAACAAAUAUUUCUGGUGACCAGUAUUUUGCGAUCUAAAACCAGUUUAUAAUAAUUCCAUCAAUUAAGUUGGAUAAAUGUUUUUGAAAAUGUUUCAGCGUGGUAGCCGUGUAAGGUGCCACAAGGACUCCUCGUUUUUGAAAAUGUUGCACUUCAGUUGUUUCAGUCUUGAUUGGUAUUACUAUGUGGAAACUCUUAAAACAAAUGCUUAUAUUUCAGUUCAGUGAUACCGAGCUGAGAAAUGCAUGCAAAACAAGACAAAAGAUGUUAUGUCUCUUAAGAUAUCAGAUUUGCUUAUCUGACAAAUUUUUGUUUGAACAGAAGUCCAUCAGAUGACUAGUGCAGGAUGUUGCAGAGUGGUAGAUUGUACGCUGCUUGAAUUCUUAAUUGACUGAAGUCAGGCAUCUUCAGCCACAUCCAUUUCCUAUACAGUAUGUCCCACACAGUUAUAUCUCCAGAUCAUACCUCAAUUUUAACUGUGUCUAGGUGGUAUUUUGGCUCAUUACCUAGAUUUACCUUUUCUGUUCGAGUGUGCCAUACAAGAACCUAAAAAACAGAAGGUUAAUUAGUGCAGUAUUAGGUAAUCUACAAAGAUAGCUGUAAGUACUCUGCAAUGGUAGUGGAAUUAGUACCUUUGUGCAAUUGUUUGCUUUUGGUUCCAGCUCCUCCACGGUUGUUAUCUGGUUCAGAAAAUCAGAUUCUUGCAUUCCUGGUUGAGACCCACGGCGUUUGAAUACAGCUUUAGGGUUUGACAGAAUCACUUGAAGGCUCACAGCAAAUCCUUUAAGACAAUUUUUAAAAUAAAAAAUUAAACUUUUAACUGUUUACGUGGCUGUCAUUUAAAUCUGAAAAUCUUCCAACCCCUUAGUUAAGAACUUACAUAUUUGUUGUUUUAUAUUCCUAUGAAUUAUUUGGGUAGACUUUUACAUACCUUACAAUUGUUGACUAAAACCUACUGAUGAAAUUGAUUGCUUUUUGCUUUGAAAUUGUCUGUAUCGCUUAAUUUCUGCAUGUUUAUACCAACUGCCUAUGGUGCAACAAAAUCAGUUUUGUUUUUAUAUUUUCUUUUAGCUGAUUAACUGUGCUCUCUCAAAAAUCAAUACUUUCUCUUAUUUUUCAUUGUCUUGGCAAAUAUAAACCAAUAGCUAAUACAAAUGUUAUGAAUUCACACAUGCUAUAAACGCUUCCAUCUCAAACAUAAAGGUGAGUUUAAAACAGGAAGACUAAGCCACAGCAGCUCGGUGUCUUCUAUGACCUGACAGCUUUUUUAGUUACUGAAGAUUAGGAUCUCCAAUUGAACUCUGUGUUGGAAGGCAAGUAAAUUUAGAUUGAUUUUGGCAUUAUAAUUUAUAUCGUUUGUGUUAAGUUUCUUUUUUAUUAAAGAAAUAUCCACAGA